Molecule: messenger RNA, 2125 nt
Organism: Thermothielavioides terrestris NRRL 8126
Lineage: Eukaryota; Fungi; Ascomycota; Sordariomycetes; Sordariales; Chaetomiaceae
Exons: 4
Coding region: 262-1749 (495 amino acids)
Biological process (GO): protein stabilization; protein folding
Cellular component (GO): cytoplasm
Molecular function (GO): protein kinase binding; heat shock protein binding; protein-folding chaperone binding
Source: RefSeq, a predicted model, not a curated record
GAAGUUCACCCCACUCAGGUCCCAGAGAAGUUGCGCUCGCAGCGGCUUCUCAAAGCUAUGACUAUCACCCCACCAUUGCCUUUGCUGCUAAUUGGGAGCUGCAGGAGUAAUCCGUGCAUACCUCCCCAAAUACCUCGUUCCACUUCGACCAAAACAAAAGAGCUCGACGUCGCCAGAAUCAGCUACGAACUGACACACGGCCGUAGCCCUUCCUCGCCUUCAUACUGGCGCAAGCGGAGCUAGCCGCACCCGGGAGGCACGAUGCCGGUUGACUACAGCAAGUGGGAUGCGCUGGAGCUCAGCGAUGACUCCGACAUCGAGGUGCAUCCCAAUGUCGACAAGCGGUCCUUCAUCCGCGCGAAGCAGCACCAGAUCCACAUGGAGCGGGAGCAGCGCAAGCACCAGAUCGAGACGCUGAAGUACGAGCGCAUCAUCAACGACGCGCUGAUCAAGCGCAUUACGUCGCUCCUCGCCUCGCUCAAGGCCCAUGCCGAAGACGCCAAGACCCGGAAUCCAGGCGAGGUGGCCUUCCAGGCCGUCAUGGAGACGGCCUCCGGGCUCGAUCCCAAAGACGACGAGCCCCCGCCGCGCCCCGCCGGCGUGCACAACGCCGAGGAGCCGCUGCCCACGUACACCAAGAUGAUGGCGACGCUCCUGGACCAGGUGAACAAGACGCUCGACGAGAAGAAGGUCGAGCAGGACAAGCGGUACGACGGCAUGGUGGCCGAGAUCGAGGACCACCUGCGGAAGGUCACCGACCUGCAGGGCGACCUGCACAAAAAGCUCGCCGAGCUCGAGAAGGAGGCGUCGCGCAAGAUCACGAGCGAGAGCUUCCACACGGGCUUUGACAGCUCCCACAUCAACAAGUCGUCCAGCUCCGGGGCCAAUCAGUCCAGCAGCAAAGUCGAGCUGCUCAACCCCAACUACGCCAGCAACGCCGCCAACGCCGCCGCAUCUUCUUCCAAGCCAGCCGGCGACGACGACGACGACAAGGACGAAGAAGUCAGCGCCUCCCCGCUCGCGCGGGAAUUCGCCAAGAUCAAAGCGAACGACUACCGCGAAUCGCUAGCCUUCCUGUCGCAGCACCCGGAGAUCCUGACCGAGAAGGAGACGGACGGCCUGCUCGUGCUGGCGUUCGACGCGCAGCUCGAGGAGCGCGGCGACUUCGCGCGCAACUGCGUGCACCAGGCGCUGCUGCUGCAGUACUGCCGCUCGCUGGGCCGCGACGGCGUCGCCCUCUUCUUCAAGCGCGUCACGACCCCGGGCCACCAGGCGCAGGAGCUGUUCCUGCGCGACGUGCACGACACGUACACGCGCAUCCGGACGCGCGCGCGCGAGAUCGUGCUGCAGCGCGCCAAGGACGCCGCCGAGGGCAAGACCGGCGAGGAGGGCGGCGUCGAGCAGAUCCAGCUGCAUGCCGUCGAGCCCGGGACGGUGAUCAACAUUCGCAUCCCGGAGGCCGGCAGCGAGGAUCCCGACGUCAAGCGGGGGAGGGAGAUCUUUGAGAGCUUCUCGCCCCAGAUGAGAAAGGCGCUGGAGUCGGGCAGCUUGGAUGAAGUAAACAAGGUGCUUGGAAAGAUGAAGGUGGACGAGGCGGAGGAGUUGGUGGGGAAGCUGGGCGAGGCCGGUAUUCUGAGUCUGGAAGAGGAGAUUAUCGAUGCCACGACCGAGGAGGGCAAGGACAAGUUGAAGAAGAUGGAGCAGGAGGCCUCGGAGGCGCAGUUCUCAUCGACUCAGGUUGAGCUCUGAGUGAAGUCGGCUCUCUCACUUUGGAAACAUCGCUACUCAGAGUGAGCCCACUUGCCUCCCUUCGAGGAUAUAUUAGGAAGUAGCCAUUUUACCAUCCAUCAAACCAUCUCUAUCUCAUACUCUCUGCUCAUAGCUUCCUUCCUUCAACAGCCAUCCAUCUACUUGGUGCUGAAGCUAACAAACCCGGCACCCGCCAAUAUCUGCGGUCCUUGCUUCUCAUCAUCUUUCCCCCAUUUCCAAGUCUCUCCUUGUUUACAUGUGCCACAAACAAGACACACUCUACCACAGGCACAACAAUAACCUUCUGCCGAUCCUGAGAUCGACCUCAGUCUUGGGCUUGCUUCCCUUCGUCUGAAAUUGUUCUUUCCUUACGACU